AUGCCUUCAGGUGUUGUCGGNCCCCCCGCCGCUGCCGCCACCGACACCACCACCACCAACAAAAACCUGAGCAUAGUUUGGUUCAGGAGAGAUCUGAGGGUUGAAGACAACCCGGCUCUCUCAGCUGGAGUCAGGUCAGGCUCAGUGCUUGCGGUCUUCAUCUGGGCUCCAGAGGAAGAGGGCCACUAUUAUCCUGGGAGAGUCUCCAGGUGGUGGCUCAGCCAGAGCCUGGCCCACCUUGAUUCCUCUUUGAGGAGCCUUGGGGCUCCUCUUGUAACCAGGAGGUCCUUUGACUCUGUUUCUACGCUUGCCCAGAUUAUUCAGUCCACUGGUGCUCGUAGCCUCUUCUUCAAUCACCUCUAUGAUCCUUUGUCCCUUGUCAGGGACCAUCGUCUGAAGGAAAUUCUCACUGCUCAAGGAGUAAAUGUUCGUUCUUUCAAUGCUGAUUUACUCUAUGAACCUUGGGAAGUUAACGACGAGAAUGGUUGCGCUUUUACUACUUUUGCACCAUUCUGGAAUAAAUGUCUCAGUAUGCCUUAUGAUCCUGCAGCACCCAUGUUGCCUCCUAAAAGAAUAUCAUCAGGUGACGUAUCAAGGUGCCCUGCAGAUACACUUGUUUUCGAAGAUGAGUCUGAGAGAGGAAGUAAUGCGCUCCUUGCUCGAUCUUGGUCGCCAGGCUGGCGAAAUGCUGACAGGGCGCUGACAGCCUUUAUCAACGGACCAUUGAUUGAUUACUCCAUUAACCGAAAGAAAGCCGAUGGUGCAACGACAUCUCUCCUUUCACCCCAUUUACAUUUUGGAGAACUCAGCGUUCGGAAAGUGUUCCACCUUGUUCGAAUCAAGCAACUAGUUUGGGCUAAUGAAGGAAACAAAGAAGGCGAAGAGAGUGUCAAUUUAUUCCUCAAAUCCAUCGGUCUUCGUGAGUACUCAAGGUAUCUGAGCUUCAACCAUCCUUGUAGUCAUGAGAGGCCACUUCUUGCACAUCUUAGGUAUUUUCCAUGGGUGGUUGACGAGGGUUAUUUUAAAGCUUGGAGACAAGGAAGGACGGGAUAUCCACUAGUGGAUGCAGGUAUGAGAGAGCUAUGGGCAACUGGUUGGUUGCAUGAUAGGAUUCGGGUGGUGGUGUCAAGCUUCUUUGUGAAAGUACUGCAGCUUCCGUGGAGAUGGGGAAUGAAGUACUUUUGGGAUACACUUUUGGAUGCUGAUCUUGAAAGUGAUGCCCUGGGUUGGCAGUAUAUAUCUGGCACUCUUCCUGAUGGUCGUGAUUUUGAUCGCAUUGAUAACCCUCAGCUUGAAGGCUACAAGUUUGACCCAAAUGGAGAGUAUGUACGCCGUUGGCUUCCUGAACUUGCUCGGUUACCCACUAGCUGGAUACACCACCCAUGGGCUGCACCUGAAACUGUACUACGUGCUGCGGGAAUUGAACUUGGCUCCAAUUACCCUCUCCCCAUUGUAGAAAUCUCUGCUGCAAAAGCCAGAUUACAAGAAGCUCUCACUGAAAUGUGGCAACUAGAAGCAGCAUCAAGAGCUGCAAUGGAGAAUGGAACCGAAGAAGGCCUUGGAGAUUCCUCCGAGAUACCUCUUAUCGACUUCCCUCAAGACCUACAGAUGGAAGUAGACCAUGAACCUGUUCGUAUAAACAGUAACAAUCUGAAUGCUGAUCGAAGACAUGAAGAUCAGAUGGUUCCUAGUAUGACUGCUUCAUUAGUUAGAGUCGAAGAAGAAGUCUCUGUGGAUGUGGGAAAUAGUGCAGAAGUUAGCAGAGGAGAAGUACCAGUAAAUGUAAAUUUUACUCCAGUGGCUCAAGGAGAAGCAAUGGACCAGGGUGGGACCCAACCGGAUGCAAUAGAGUCAACGGCAGAGUCAUCUAGUACUUGGUCGGAGAGAGACGGAGGGCUGGUCCCGGUUUGGUCUCCGCCUACGGUUUCUAGUCACUCGGAACAAUUUGUGGCAGAUGAUACUGGAACUGGGAGUGGUGGAUAUCUACAGAGGCAUCCACAAUCUCAUCAGCUGAUGAACUGGAGGCAGCUUUCACAGAGUGUAACAAGGAAUUGGGAGGUGGAGAAUGCCGUGCAGCCCAACGCUAUCGGUUAGAUUUCUCAAUGGAAGAAACAGCAACGUAAACUUCUCAUCCUUUUCUAUUAUAGCAUGGUCUAGUUUGUGCAGACAGUGAGAUCCUCGACUACCUCCUUGUAUCAUAUAUUUGUUGUAUAGAUGUUUCUUAUAAAUGCUUUAUUCAUAAGGUAAUUAAUUUUUUAUCUCAAA
Molecule: messenger RNA, 2265 nt
Organism: Asparagus officinalis (garden asparagus)
Lineage: Eukaryota; Viridiplantae; Streptophyta; Magnoliopsida; Asparagales; Asparagaceae
Product: cryptochrome-1
Exons: 5
Coding region: 1-2094 (697 amino acids)
Biological process (GO): entrainment of circadian clock by photoperiod; circadian regulation of gene expression; blue light signaling pathway
Cellular component (GO): cytoplasm; nucleus
Molecular function (GO): DNA binding; blue light photoreceptor activity; FAD binding
Source: RefSeq, a predicted model, not a curated record